Molecule: messenger RNA, 2232 nt
Organism: Hansenula ciferrii
Lineage: Eukaryota; Fungi; Ascomycota; Saccharomycetes; Phaffomycetales; Wickerhamomycetaceae
Gene: PUF4
Product: Puf4p
Exons: 1
Coding region: 1-2232 (743 amino acids)
Biological process (GO): post-transcriptional regulation of gene expression
Cellular component (GO): cytoplasm
Molecular function (GO): mRNA binding
Source: RefSeq, a predicted model, not a curated record
AUGUCAUCAUCUGCUGAAAAUUCUGCUAACAACUCAAUCAGUGAAGAUUCUUCAAAAGUUCAAGAACCAUUGACUCCAAGUAUCCAUUUAACUCCAAAUAGAUCAGCUUCAGUUUCAACUCCAAGUAAUAACUUUCUCAAUAAUGAUCAACAAUCAAAAUUUAAGCUGUUUGAUGAUACAACAACUCCAUUACAAAGAUCAACAAACUCUUUAAACCAAUCUGUUGCCACUGCUCCUCCUUUAUUUAGACGUAAUGAUGAUGAUUCUCAAUUAGAAUCUGUUAUUCCAACUGAUUUAGUUGAUAUCAAUUUGGCUUUAGGUGCUUUAGACUUGGAUUAUGGUGGGGCUCGUCCAACUGGUAUCAUUCCAGGUAAAGAUACUGGUAAAGAUGAAUCAGGUGAAACAACUGAUGGUGUUAAAGGUUUAUCAACUGGUGAAACUCCAGUUCCAAUUGAAGGUCAACCAGGUAUGGAUCCUUUAAUGGAUCAUUUUAAUCAAAUGUUAUUACACCAACAAAGAUUACCACCAUUCUUAUACAACCCUGUUAAUGAGUUUGGUCAACCUUUACAUGCUGGCUUCAAUCCAAAUGAACCAAUGGGUUCACCUCAUCCUCAACAACCAUGGCCAACAAAACCAUUUAGUCCAAAUAUGAAUGGUGCUAUUCAAGGUGGUCCACCAGGUUUAAUGGAGUCAUUAAGUCACACUCCACCUCCUUUACAUCCGGGUAUGAUUCCAUUAAGACCUUUCAAUUUCUCACCAGAUGGGAUACAUCCUCAAAUUCCUCCUCCUCCAGGUGUUGGUGGAAUUCCAGGUGGUCCAAAUGGUCCUGGUCAAGUCAAUUUCCCAGGUGUUGGUAAUUUUGGUAUGAUUAAUGGAGGUCCUCAAAAUAAAGAUAGAAGAUCAAAUUUGAAUUUUCAAGACCGUUCAGAAAAUGGUGGAUUCAAUAAUCAACAACCUCAUCCAUUACAAAACCAACAAUUAUGGCCACCUUUAAACAAUAGAAACCAAUUUGAUAAUAAUGGUUUCAAUUCUCAUCAUCAUCAUCAAGGUGGUAAUAAUGGUCCAAAUGGACGUAGAUAUAAUAAUUACAAUGGUAAUUAUCAUGGUCAUGGUAGAAGAAAUAUGGGUCAACGUAGAAGAGGUGAAGAUGCAUCAAAAUUUGCAAAUGCAAGAUUAGCUGAUUUCCAAGGUGAAAUUUAUUCAUUAUGUAAAGAUCAACAUGGUUGUCGUUUCUUACAAAAACAAUUAGAUUUAAAUACUGGUUCUUCAACAAUUAUUUUUGAUGAAAUUCAUCAACAUGUUAUCGAAUUAAUGAUUGAUCCAUUUGGUAAUUAUUUGAUUCAAAAAUUAUUAGAAAAAGUUAACGAUGAACAACGUAUUACUUUAGUUGAAAAUGCUUCAUCACAAUUUGUUUCAAUUGCUUUAGAUCCUCAUGGUACAAGAGCUUUACAAAAAUUAGUUGAAUGUAUUAAUACACAAAAAGAAGCUGAAAUUAUUGUUGAAUCUCUUUCAUCAGAUGUUGUCUCAUUAUCAAGAGAUUUGAAUGGUAAUCAUGUUAUUCAAAAAUGUUUACAAAGAUUAACUCCAGCUGAUUCUCAAUUUAUUUUUGAUGCUGCAUCUGAAAAUUGUUCAAAGAUUGCCACUCAUAGACAUGGUUGUUGUGUUUUACAAAGAUGUUUAGAUCAUGGUUCUAAAGAACAAUGUGAACAAUUAUCAUUAGUUAUUUCCAAAUCAGCUGUUGAUUUAUCAUUAGAUGCUUUUGGUAAUUAUGUUGUUCAAUAUGUUUUAGCAAAAGAUGAAAAAGAAGCAAUUGCUAAAAUUAUUGAUUCAGUCAAGACUGAAAUUGUUAAAUUAUCAUUACAUAAAUUUGGUUCAAAUGUUAUUGAAAAAUGUUUAAGAGUUUCAACAUUAUCUAAACAAUUAAUUGAUGAAAUUUUGAAAAGUGGUGAUGAAUUAGUCAAAUUAUUAAAUGAUCCAUUUGGUAAUUAUGUUUUACAAACAAGUUUAGAUGUUGCUAAAGAAGAACAAUUUGAACAAUUAUCUUCAUUGUUAAAACCAUUAUUACCUCAAGUUAGAAAUACUCCACAUGGUAAAAGAAUUUCUGCCAGAUUACAACAACCAACUGAAGGUGAAACUCCUUCCUCAAGUACUGUUCCUUCAGCUGGUAUUGCUUCUGAUAAAGCUAGUACACCUCCAACAACAGCUCCAACCACAGCUCCACAUAAAGAAUAA